GUACUUUCCCCCGCGUGUCCUCGAUGUAACAUCCCAUCUAUAAUCGGCUAAUCCUCCUAGGUUUAGCUUCGUUACUCGAAGAAAAAUGCAUCGCGAAUUUAGGCAGCAAGCAUGUUGCUGUGCCGCAAGGCACCACGGCACAGCAAACGAACGGUCCGCCAGCAAUUGAAGUCGUGGAACUUGAAGGAAGGAAGAAGGAAAUUUCGCUUGGCGUUGGCUUUGCCGCAGGGUAAAAAAUCACAAACUUGAACUAUUUAAAACGAAACGAUAUCCCUCUUUAUCCCAAUUUUCUUGGCGAGUUCUCUCAGAAUUCGACAACGUCAAAGUCACAUUUCACUGCCACGAAGAGGUCACUAUCACAAGCAGAGGAGAACAACAUUGAAUACAACACCACUCUUUCUAUUUGACCUCAACCAUGCGUCUGCUUAAACUCAUCUCCCUCACAACGGCUAUUGCGCCAACAGCCUUCGCCCAACUCUGGUUCGGCACCAACCUCCCGACGUCAACCGCCGCAGACGAAUACCUCUCCCAACACGUGAAAUCCGUCCCGAGCACCAUCACAGGCGCCGUAGCAACCUCCCUCGCGACCGCCCUGUACAGCGUUGACCAAAAGUACUUCAACGACAAGGAGUGGACGACCGUCUACUCCCACAUGUGGUCCGCCGCCGCCAAGGCCACCGACGCGCCCGAUGUCGUUGCCUCGAUGGCAGUCAACGGGUAUAGCCUGGACACUCAGCAGGAAGCCAAGUGGUGGAAGGAUAACGUGCCGGACAAGGACGACAAGUGGGUUUCGUCGUAUGUUUCGGAUUGGCAGAAGGCGUGGCAGGAUAAUACGGCGGCGACGAAGACUUCAAAGGGCGGUGCUGGUGUGGCGAGGUGUACUGGGAUGGCUAUGGCUGGUGUUGCUGCUGGUGUGGCUGCUGGGGUUAUGGUCGCGAUGUAAGGUUAAGAGCGCAGUCAGUUGUCCGAGUUCUUGGCUUUGUCCUCGAGAUUGCGCUGUCUGUGAUGUAUGGUCAGCGAGAUGGGGUUCGGGAAUGAACAGCGAGUCAUCUUACCUUUCUUCAUGUUUCUCAAUGAAGCAAUCAAUUUCGUCCAGACGUUUCUUCAUCUUCUUCAUGUGGAUAUCCCUCCUAGUUUUUGCUCCCCAAGACUCCGAAGUCUCUACUUCAAGCAGAACCUCCAAU
This is a messenger RNA of Colletotrichum acutatum, 1184 nucleotides long. RefSeq lists its product as uncharacterized. The transcript has a single exon. Bases 416 to 943 code for a protein of 175 amino acids. NCBI's taxonomy places the organism in Eukaryota, Fungi, Ascomycota, Sordariomycetes, Glomerellales, Glomerellaceae. The record is from RefSeq and is a predicted model, not a curated record.